Messenger RNA from Williopsis jadinii, 592 nucleotides. Its product is annotated as glucose-6-phosphate-1-dehydrogenase-like protein. Gene Ontology annotation, biological process: pentose-phosphate shunt, oxidative branch; glucose metabolic process. The annotation marks the transcript as partial. Lineage: Eukaryota; Fungi; Ascomycota; Saccharomycetes; Phaffomycetales; Wickerhamomycetaceae. Gene Ontology annotation, cellular component: cytosol. The transcript has a single exon. The record is from RefSeq and is a predicted model, not a curated record. Gene Ontology annotation, molecular function: NADP binding; glucose-6-phosphate dehydrogenase activity.
AUGGCAACUCAAUUCAAAGAGAACACAGUGAUUGUUGUGUUUGGUGCGUCUGGAGAUCUGGCGAAGAAGAAAACGUUCCCAGCACUAUUCGGUCUCUACAGAGAAGGAUAUCUGUCGUCCUCUACCAAGAUCUACGGGUAUGCCCGUUCACAGAUGACGUCUGAGGAGCUCCACGACAGAAUCAAGGGGCACUUCAAGACCACGACGGAGGAGUCAAAGCAGAAGGUUGAGGAGUUUUUGAAGUUGGUGUCGUACAUCUCUGGUCCGUACGACAAGGCUGAAGGGUUCAAGACGUUGAACGAGUCAAUUGAAGCGUUUGAGCAGGAGAGAGGCGUCAAGGAGCCUCACAGACUGUUCUACCUGGCGUUGCCACCUUCGGUGUUCAUCACAGUGGCCAAGGAGCUGAAGGAGAACGUGUACGCUUCUAACGGUAUAACGAGAAUCAUCGUGGAGAAGCCAUUUGGCAGAGACCUGGAAACUGCCACAGAGCUCCAGAAACAACUGUCGCCGUUGUUCACUGAGGAGGAGAUUUACAGAAUUGACCACUACUUGGGUAAGGAGCUGGUUAAGAACUUGUUCGUGCUAAGAUUUG